Messenger RNA from Caenorhabditis briggsae, 543 nucleotides. The record is from RefSeq and is a predicted model, not a curated record. NCBI's taxonomy places the organism in Eukaryota, Metazoa, Nematoda, Chromadorea, Rhabditida, Rhabditidae. The coding region runs from base 1 to 543 and encodes 180 amino acids. The transcript is spliced from 3 exons.
AUGGCUACCGAUGAAAGUAUCGUUUUCAAAGCAGAAUCUCCUCAACCAAUUGACCACUAUUUGAAGUUAUUGACGGAGAAUUUCGAGAAGAUUGCUCCGAACGCCACCCAGGAGCAGAUGGAUCUCUUCAUCCAGCUCAAGAAUAGCGUUAUCAGCUCAAAUAUUCAUAGUACUCGCAAAACUCAGAGAGCAGCAGAGCAACAAGUUGCGCAAUUGAGCGAAUAUGUGGAUAUUGUUUCUCACCAACUGGAAGCUUUAAAAAAACUUCAAACUCAGGAGGGAAAACAGUCGGCAUCCCACUCCGGAAAGGCUGUGGACUAUCAGAAGGUUUUCAAAGAGAAACAAGCUGAGCUGCGUAGUCUUGAAGCCCAGAUCAGAGAAGUUAAUGAGAAAAGAAAGCAGCUCAACGAGAAGAAUAAUACCACAAUCUAUUGGCAUGAGGUAUCCCUGAAGCAGAGUGAGCAAGACCAUCAUGCUGCGAUAGCCGAGCUCCACAUGAAAAUUAAGAACCUCCAAUUUGAAUUGGAAAAAGCGUCGGAUUGA